This is a messenger RNA of Aspergillus calidoustus, 744 nucleotides long. The record is from the annotation of a GenBank genome assembly. Lineage: Eukaryota; Fungi; Ascomycota; Eurotiomycetes; Eurotiales; Aspergillaceae.
AUGAAUCCCAGUCCGUCCGGCAACAAUCCCGCGAACGGGCUCCCGAACCUUCCGAUUCGAUUCACCCACGAUUCACCCCUUACGUCUGCCUCUGCGCCUUCAAGUGUGGCCAAGUCCGCGAGCAAGAAGGCCUCGGGUCGUCAGAUCACCCGGAACCGCGCCAGCUACAGUUGUCACACAUGUCGGAGACGGAAGGUGAAAUGUGACAAGGUUCACCCGAUUUGCGGGAAUUGUGUGAAAAACGGAACCGAGUGUAUCUACGACCCGACAUCGCACAAGGAUGAAGGUCGGGAAAAGGACGGACAUGGCGUGAAACGGAGACGGGAAGCUUCGCGGCCCAUGGAAGAUGACUUUGAGGAUCUGCAGUCGAUGUAUGGCCGUUUAAGCCAGGCCGGACCGUCUGAACAGAAGUCUAUUGAGGAGAGACUGGAUAAGCUCACGUCGAUGAUAGAAAGACUCAGCAAGACACCGCAGCCACUAGACCCGGCGGAGCAACAGCUUCUGGCUCAGAAUGCACAUGGGGCAACUAGACCAGAACUUCGUGGUAUCGAUGGGUAUUCGACCCCGGAUAGUCCUCGCCGCACGACCGAUUCCAGUAGCGACGAGUUUCCCAUACCGGCUGGUCAUGCGACCGACUUGGUGGACCCAGUUGGAUCACUGAACCUGGGUCAUUUAAGCCUCGAGGAUGGAAGAUCACGAUAUGUCGGUACCACGUUCUGGGCUUACAUUUCGCAUGAGGUAUGA